UCUGUUUCAGCAGUUACUCAAGUAGGAUUCAGUAGGCUACUGGAUUACAUCCUCUCGUCUUCAAUGUGUAUGGUUAUAUUUGCUCCGCUCUUUGCCAUUUUUGCAUUUGCGACAUGUGGGGGCUACUCUGGGCAGCUGCGGGUUAGUGUGGACUGCAUGGAGAAGGCCCUAAGCAACCUCAGCAUUGGCAUCGACUUUGCUUAUCCUUUCAGGUUGCACCAGGUGUCCUUUGAAGCGCCCGUGUGUGAGGGUAUUAGGAGGGAACGCGUUUUCCUUAUUGGAGACUAUUCAUCCUCUGCAGAGUUCUUCGUCACCAUUGCGGUCUUUGCCUUCCUGUAUUCCCUCAUGGCCACCAUUGUCUACAUCUUCUUUCAGAACAAGUACCGUGAAAACAACCGAGGACCACUCAUUGACUUUGUAGUGACAGUGGUGUUUUCCUUCAUGUGGCUGGUCAGUUCCUCUGCCUGGGCCAAGGCUCUGUCUGAGGUGAAAAUGGCCACUGAUCCAGAUGAGGUGCAGCUCCUUAUCUCUGCCUGCAAAGUCCAGACCAACAAGUGUGUCUCUCUGCAUGGACCACGCUGGUCCGGACUCAACACCUCAGUGGUUUUUGGGUUUCUCAACUUUGUUCUAUGGGCUGGGAACAUCUGGUUUGUCUUUAAGGAGACCGGUUGGCACAAGGGCGCUACAAGGUUAGCAGGCGGGGCAUCUGAGAAACAGGCCAACACCUUUAACCAGCAGCACUACAACCAGGGAAGCUUCGACCAGUCAGGGAGCUACAACACCCAGGGAAACCUCGGACAGCCAUCUGAGUACAGCCAGGUGGGAGGGCCCACCUCCUACUCCAAUCAAAUGUAGCCGUGCCUUUUAGAUUCGUGAGUGGCACUUCUGCAUUUUAAACUAAGGCAAUCAGGGGGUUAUCAGAGAGAGAAAAAAUAUGGUCAUAAAAUAAGGCAUCAAAGGUGUCAAGUACACCCAUUGUACAUACAAGUAUUGUUUGGUAUUAUAUAAAAUUAUUAGAUAUAGUCUUUUACUCCUUCUCUGUCAGAGGUGUUGUUUGCUGAUUGUUGUAUUUCUUGUAGUUUGAAACUCGUAAGUGAUGGCCUCUCUCUCUGUGCUUGGUAAUUGACAUUCACUGUUACGACUGGAUGUCUUUUUCAAACUGGUUUGCACUGUUUUGGAAGGAAAAAGUGCUCCAUGUUUGUAUACAUUUUUGUUUCGAAAAUGGGGUCGACUCAGUGCAUGAUGUCUUACUGUACAUGUGCUAAUAUGCUCUCUGUAAAACUAGUAAAGUAAACAGUUUAUCUCUGAAAGUUUACAAAGAUCACAUGCCCUGAAUCAUUACUGAAAGUUUAUUUAGAUCCCUAUUAUAACAUGUAUAUUCUUUUUUCUAAUCUAACUGGAACUAUAUUUUGAUAUUGGGUGUUUCUUAUUUAGAUACAUAUUCAGAAUUAGUGACAUUUCUGUUAUAUUUGUUAGAAUAAAUAGAUUCCAACUCAUGUCUGACAUUGAUCAUGUCAGAAAGUCUAAACACUUCAUUUACAAAAAAACUGUAAACUGCAAAAAACACUAUACAGGAAUUGUGCAAGACAAAAGUACUGUAUAUGCAACCAUUGCAGUAUGUUUAUGUUCCCAUGGUUUCCACUUCUUAGUUGCAUCUGCACAGACAACAUCACACUGUCAUUUCAUAUUUAUGAUGUAAAGAGGAAGAUGUUCUCCCAAAUUGCAAGUGGCCGCUCCUGCUACAAAUUGCUGUGACUGUUUUCUAUGCUAUCCUCAGACUACUGGGAAAUUAUAACCAUAAGUUAUACCUCUCUAAAGCAUGUCCAGAGUAUUCUUUUACACUGCUGAAGCCCAGCAAAAAAUGGCACAUCAGUACUACAGUGAUAAUAGGGCUCAUAACUAAAAUUGAGUUUUUGUUGACUUUAAAAUCCCAAUUCAGUUUUGUACAAAUAAAAAAAAAAACUGCAAUUUAUGUAUAGUAAUAUUCAAAGGAUAAUGCCCGUUUGCUGUUUGAUAUGACUUGUGCAACCCUGUUUCUUGACCUCCAGCAUGUGGCUUGCAUCAGUAUAAUGAAGCAGAUUGAACAUCCAUGUACAGUAUGUAUCAUAGUCUGACAUCCAUGAUUAAUGUGUACGGGUCCAUAUACUGCCACGUGCAUUUAGUUAAUGAGCGUGGAUAUUUUACAGGCAUUCAUCCUAAUAAAGAUGCACAAAUUUACCCAUAAA
Messenger RNA from Sander lucioperca (pikeperch), 2225 nucleotides. RefSeq names its product synaptoporin (gene synpra). Bases 64 to 855 code for a protein of 263 amino acids. Gene Ontology annotation, cellular component: synaptic vesicle membrane; synaptic vesicle. The record is from RefSeq and is a predicted model, not a curated record. NCBI's taxonomy places the organism in Eukaryota, Metazoa, Chordata, Actinopteri, Perciformes, Percidae. The transcript has 5 exons.